This is a messenger RNA of Anopheles marshallii, 1068 nucleotides long. Its product is annotated as 27 kDa hemolymph protein-like. The record is from RefSeq and is a predicted model, not a curated record. Lineage: Eukaryota; Metazoa; Arthropoda; Insecta; Diptera; Culicidae.
AUGGAAGCGAAGUGGUUGAAAUAUUUAUUUCCCGCAGCUCCGCAUCAUCCGGCACUGUGAGAUCGCCCGUCCCCGUGCCGAGCUCAUAUCAGUUUAUUAUUACGAUUAGCGGCGUGUCGUCUUUCGGAGCGCGCAAGCAGCAGCUCUGGAGCAGCCCGAAGAUCACGACCUUUGCAACGAAAUCGAACAGCAACGUAUAAAAGCCAAUACGGGUUGCGAUUAAUUCAUUGUCCGUUGACGAUUACGGUGUGUUCGAGUGGUUUUGCGAGCGUGUUUUGAAGUGCUUUUCGUGUUACGAACAUGUUAACCGGGAAGAUGUUAUGUUUCGCCGUGCUAGUGGUGCUCGCUGGCACAGCAAUGGCGGAUGUCUCGAACCAAAUCGACGUUGACGCUAUUCGGGAACGACUGCCGGCAAAUCUUCCGAUCCCGUCCAUGGAAGAGGUGGAAAAGAUGCUGCAGGACAAGUGUAACACGGCUGGGGCACCUGCCGAUGCGUACAAUAAUGCGAAGGAAGCGGCGAAAACGUUUGUCGAGUGUGGACAGGGACUGAUUGAUAUAGAGCAGUUUCAGCAGGAAGUGGAGGCCGCCAAACCGACCGGAGAUCUGGACACGGUCUUCAACAAGUACUGUCGCAAACGGUCCACGUUGAUCGAGUGCGUGAACACAUUCGCGAACGCAGUAGAUCCGUGCCUGGAGGCAGAGGAGAAGGUGUUCAAGACGUCUGGGUUGGAUAUCUUUAAGAACCUGCUGAACUUCGUGUGCCACAAGGAUGGUGACCAGAUUGCACUGUUCAUCGCGGAACAGGGGCCCGAAUGUUUCCUGGAGCAGAAGAAUGACUUGAUUGCGUGCGUCAAUGAAACAUUAUCCGGCUAUGUCCCGGACACUAGUCUGACCUCCAUCCCGAAGCUAGUCAUAGGACCAAAGCAAUGCGAGGACUUUACCAAGCUGCAAAAAUGCAUGGUUCGGGAGCUGGAGCAGUGCAACGAAUCGACACCGGCCAACCUAGUCGAAUCGUUAUUCCGAUACGUCCGCAAGGGAUCACCGUGUGCGAACAAUGCGGGCCGUUAA